AUGGGCAAGACAAUGGAUCCUGCAGCUGUUACUGCUGGUGCGUCUCUGGCUGGCACCUCUGUCGAGCAGAUAUCCCAGAGUAUGGGAACAUGGAGACAUGUCACCAUUCAAAUCUCCAAUCGCAGUGAAACAUAUAUCUUAGCAAAUCCAAAGGUCCACACCAACAAUGGAUAUUGUUUCCGUCCUCCACAACCGACCAUUGAAAAAAACACCAUAGAGGUGUGCUCCUUCUCCAAGAUGGCACGCGUACCUCGUGGAUGUUUUGGAGUCAUGACAUAUCAGAUCCUCAGAAAUAGAAAGGACUGUGUUGCUGAACUGGCCAUCAUGUUCUCUGUGCCUUUUGCCUACAAGUGGUUUCAAAACUGCUUUGCUCUCGGCAUUUAUGAAGCAGGCACUGCAUGUGAUGAUGCUCUGUCCUACCAGAUGUAUUAUAUCACUGGUCCAUUCACCAAAAGCAGAGGCACAGGGAGUACCUUAACUUACUCUGGGGGAGAUGUCAUUGUGAAGGGAACCAUGUCUACUGGAGGCCGAUCAGUUAUGAAAAUUGAAUUUUGGGAUGCAUAG
This is a messenger RNA of Colossoma macropomum (tambaqui), 564 nucleotides long. Its product is annotated as DELTA-actitoxin-Aeq1c-like. The coding region runs from base 1 to 564 and encodes 187 amino acids. Gene Ontology annotation, cellular component: pore complex. The record is from RefSeq and is a predicted model, not a curated record. Gene Ontology annotation, biological process: monoatomic cation transport; cytolysis in another organism; pore complex assembly. Lineage: Eukaryota; Metazoa; Chordata; Actinopteri; Characiformes; Serrasalmidae. The transcript has 3 exons. Gene Ontology annotation, molecular function: channel activity.